Molecule: messenger RNA, 1535 nt
Organism: Anopheles aquasalis
Lineage: Eukaryota; Metazoa; Arthropoda; Insecta; Diptera; Culicidae
Product: mitochondrial amidoxime-reducing component 1
Molecular function (GO): catalytic activity; pyridoxal phosphate binding; molybdenum ion binding
Source: RefSeq, a predicted model, not a curated record
CAAAAGUCAAAAGCUCCAUAUAAAAAAAAUAAUGGUGUGUGUAGGGACGCUUGAAAAGAAGAACUUCAGAAAAACUACAGAAUCAUCGCGAAAUAACUUUAACACAACUGAAAACGCUUUCUGAAACGCUUUGGUUCCAUUGUGUGAUUCACACCUGUAUGGUGGACACGGAGGUCACCGCGCACAGCCGGCUUUUUUAACAUAUAUAAGGACGGACGAGCCGUAUGUUUAGAACCGCGCACAGCCGGCUGAGGCGAUAAUUAUCUCGUUUGAUUAGCACAAUCAUCGCGGGAAAGAUAGCUGGAAGGGAGUACCAGCAGGCACCAUCGCGCAGCGGACGGAACGUCGACAGAGAUGUUGUCCGAACUGUUCGAUGGUUCGUCUGUAACGGGCGGUUCGGUGCGACGUGCCCUGCUAGUGGCGGCCGGUGUUGGGCUCGUCACGGCCUCCGGAUACGUCUUGUACCGAUUGCUUCAGCAACGGUGUGCCCGCCGUCCACCGACCGAGUGGCAUCGGGUUGGGGAGGUAUCCGACCUGUGGAUCUACCCGAUCAAAUCGUGUGGCGCGGUGCGAGUGGGCCAGUUCGAUUGCACCGAGAUCGGGCCGGGCGUCGGUCUGCUACGGGAUCGCAUCUUCAUGGUGGUCAAUAGUGGGGACGGCCGGUUCAUCACCGGCCGUUCCCAUCCUACACUGGUGCUUGUGCAACCGUCCUUCGAUGAGCCCGGCCACGAACGCAUGCGACUGUCCGCGCCUGGCAUGUUGGACGUCGAGGUUGAAGUGCGGCGGCUGCUGGAGGUGGGCCAGCACGAGUCGGCCUCGGUGUGGGACCAACCAGUGACGGCAAUCGACUGUGGUGAGGAGGUGGCCCGCUGGCUAUCGCGUUUCCUUCUGCAGGAGGACACCGGGCUGCGGCUGGUGCUCUACCCGUACGAUCGGCCAACACGCCCGGUGCGGCCUAAGAAUCGCAUCCACCGAAUGCUGACAGCGCGCGACUCGGGUGCACUACACGAUGCUACCAGCUACAUGCUCCUGUCCGAGGCGUCCGUCGCCGAUGUGAACGGCCGACUCGAGCUGCCUCCCAUCCAGGCGCUCCAGUAUCGCGCCAACAUCCUCGUAAAGGGACCGGGCGCCUUUGAGGAGGACGAUUGGCGAUGGAUUCGCAUCGGUGACACCGUGUAUGAGAACGUUAAACCCUGCACCAGAUGCCUCUUCACGAACGUGGACCCGGAGACGGGCGUGAGCAGCCCGGUGCAGGAACCACUCAACACACUGCGCAAGUACCGAAUGAAACCCGGCCUCGGUGCAUCCCCGGUGGUCGGCAUGCAGAUGGGGGUGCGCGUAACCGGCAAGAUUGCCGUCGGCGAGGCCGUCUACGUUGGCUGAAUCAGGAUAUAUUUGAACACUUGAAGCAGUUGCUCGUUGCUUACUCCAGUUCUAGCUUCAAGGCCUUUGCAAAAGCCCACCACCGCAAACACCACAGCAGUAGACCUCACAGUUCACCUCAGCCUCAAGCAGUGGUGCCAUUUCGUAAGGAU